Carassius gibelio (silver crucian carp) is the source of this 1964-nucleotide messenger RNA. Its product is annotated as NACHT, LRR and PYD domains-containing protein 3-like. Lineage: Eukaryota; Metazoa; Chordata; Actinopteri; Cypriniformes; Cyprinidae. The coding region runs from base 1 to 1557 and encodes 518 amino acids. The transcript is spliced from 7 exons. The record is from RefSeq and is a predicted model, not a curated record. Gene Ontology annotation, molecular function: protein binding.
AUGAACACACACACAUUCAUCACCAGCAGAGUUAAUUCAGCAGAUACCUCCUCUGAAUUUUGUUCUCGGUGGACUUCUGAACUACUGAAGCUUUGCAUUAAGUGCAUUACUAGUCAAUGGUUUUUGGAAGUUGUCUGUGCGCCAGAAUAUAAAUCAUACCAAAUAAACACAUUAUUUGUUUUUUAUUAUUAUUUUUGUUUUCUACACAGGCUACAGUGCUGUAAUCUCACUGCUCAGUCUUGUGAGAGUUUGUCUUCAGCUCUACAGUCAUCAAAACCCUUUCUGAGAGAGCUGGACCUGAGUAAUAAUGAUCUGAAGGAUUCUGGAGUGAAGCUUCUUUCUGUUGGACUGAAGAGCCCAAACUGUCAGCUGGGGAUUCUGAGGCUACAGAGCUGUAAUCUCACUGAUCAGUCUUGUGAGAGUUUGUCUUCAGCUCUACAGUCAUCAAAAUCCUUUCUGAGAGAGCUGGACCUGAGUAAUAAUGAUCUGAAGGAUUCUGGAGUGAAGCUUCUUUCUGUUGGACUGAAGAGCCCAAACUGUAAGCUGGAGAUUCUGAGGCUACAGAUCUGUAAUCUCACUGCUCAGUCUUGUGGGAGUUUGUCAUCAGCUCUACUGUCAUCAAAACCCUUUCUGAGAGAGCUGGACCUGAGUAACAAUGAUCUGCAGGAUUCUGGAGUGAAGCUUCUUUCUGAUGGACUGAAGAGCCCAAACUGUCAGCUGGAGACUCUGAGGUUGUCUGGCUGUAUGGUGACAGAGGUUGGAUGUUGUUAUGUUUCUUCAGCUCUGACUGCACACCCCUCGUGCUUGAGAGAUCUGGAUCUCAGCUAUAAUCACCCUGGGGAUUCAGGAGUCAAGCUGCUCUCUGAAAAACUAGAGGAUCCAAACUGCUCACUGGAUAAAUUCAAUGUUGAUCAUGGAGGAGAAUCCAGGAUUACAGCAGGACUAAAGAAAUAUGCCUGUUUUCUCACACUGGAUCCAAACACAGCACACACUGAACUCAUUCUGUCUGAGAAGAACAGAAUGGUGACACGUGCGAGAGAGAAUCAGCUGUAUCCUGAUCAUCCAGACAGAUUUGAUGUGUGUCAUCAGGUGUUGUGUAGAGAGAGUGUGUGUGAACGCUGUUACUGGGAGAUUGAGUGGAGUGGAGAUGUGUCUAUAUCAGUCUCAUAUAAGAGCAUUAGCAGGAAUGGAGCGGGAGCUGAGUGCAGGUUUGGACGUAAUAAUCAGUCCUGGAGUUUGAUCUGCUCUCCUGACAGUUUCUCAUUCAGAUACAAUAACAUAGAAACUGAUCUCCCUGUGAAGUCCAUCAUCAGGAGAAUAGGAAUGUAUGUUGAUGAUGCUGUAAGGAGAAUAAGAGCGUAUCGUGAUGAUGAUGAUGAUAAUGAUUAUGAUGUCAAGAGAAUAGGUGUGUAUGUGGAUCACGGUGCAGGAACUCUGUCCUUCUACAGCGUCUCCAGAAACAAUAUGAACCUCAUCCACACAGUCCAGACCACAUUCACUCAGCCGCUCUAUCCUGGGUUUAGAGUUAAUAUUCUGUCUUCAGUGAAACUGUGUUGAUGAAUCAAAAGAGAAUGAUGGGAGAUUCUACCCAUAAUGCUUUGAGCUCCAUGAUAAAUCAGUGACACUGAGAUGUUAUAGAGUCUCUUCAUGACAAUAAUACUGCAUCUGAACUUCUGACACUGAAAUAACAGUCAGAAUAAAUGCGUCAAAAAACUGCAUAUAGUCAGUAAGAUCUGUUUGUGUGUGUGUGUGUGUUAGAGACUGUGUCUGUGUGUGUGACACCAAUCAUUUGUAUUAUUUCUAUCAAAACGUUCUUUCAAUUGAAAAGUUCUUCAUGAAUCAUGUUUGUGAAAAGUACAUGUAAUUCAUUUUUCUUUAUUGUUUUUGUGUCUAAAUAAUAAAACAUAAUAAUAUGUUAUAAUAAAACGAUGAGAAAUGAACUUCUGAAUUGAUGUUUGCAUCAU